GGUAGCAGCGCGGAGGGAGGAGCUUGGCGCGCGGCGCAGCGCAUCCGCAUGGCUUCGGCUUCCUCCGGCAGCGCCGGGCAGCUGCUGCGCUUCCUGCGGCUGGUGGGGCAGCUCAAGAGAGUCCCACGUACUGGCUGGGUAUACAGAAAUGUGGAAAAUCCAGAGAGCGUGUCAGAUCACAUGUACAGGAUGGCAGUUAUGGCCAUGGUGACCAAAGAUGACCAUCUUAACAAAGAUAGAUGUAUUCGCCUAGCCCUGGUUCACGAUAUGGCAGAAUGCAUCGUUGGGGACAUAGCACCAGCAGAUAACAUCCCCAAAGAAGAAAAACAUAGGCGAGAAGAGGAAGCGAUGAAACAGAUUACGCAGCUCCUGCCAGAAGACCUCAGAAAGGAGCUCUAUGAACUCUGGGAGGAGUACGAGACCCAAUCAAGUGCUGAAGCCAGAUUUGUGAAGCAGCUGGACCAGUGUGAAAUGAUCCUGCAGGCAUCAGAGUACGAAGACCUGGAGAACAAACCCGGCAGGCUGCAGGACUUCUAUGAUUCCACAGCAGGAAAAUUCAGCCAUCCUGAGAUAGUCCAGCUUGUUUGCGAGCUUGAGGCUGAGAGAAACUCAAGCCUAGCUGCCGCCUCCAGGGAGCCGAGCUCCUGAGCUGUUACUACUCCCCACUGCAUUAUUUCUCUGCCUCAUGGCAUUGUGUAUUGCCAUUGUUCAUCUGGUGAUUUCUUCAGAUACAAGCCUACUUAUUUCCUAAUAUCUGGACUUGAGCAGAAAUGUGAUCUUCUUUGGGCCACAGAAAAGGAAGUGGUAAUGAAAACUUCAUAGACCUGCCUUUUUAAUGAACAAAAUAAAUAUUAAACACUUUAAAAAUU
This is a messenger RNA of Jaculus jaculus (lesser Egyptian jerboa), 869 nucleotides long. It is a transcript of the gene Hddc2, whose product is annotated as HD domain containing 2. The transcript has 6 exons. The coding region runs from base 49 to 648 and encodes 199 amino acids. Gene Ontology annotation, molecular function: 5'-deoxynucleotidase activity. NCBI's taxonomy places the organism in Eukaryota, Metazoa, Chordata, Mammalia, Rodentia, Dipodidae. The record is from RefSeq and is a predicted model, not a curated record. Gene Ontology annotation, cellular component: cytoplasm.